AUGUCAUAUGCGCGGCGCGAACCCGCCUCAGUCGCGUCAUUGCCGGCCGAGUUACUGCUCCAUAUCCUCAAGAACGUUUACGUCGACAGCAGACAGGGUUUGGGGACGUUCUGGCCACACGAGUGGUGCGAGAGCCUGUCCGAAUGCAAUUGUAAACCGAACGAGCCAUACCUCACAAAGUGGAACGAUAACACCGAUCUGAAAUCAUCCUCGUUGUUCCCCUAUGCACUCUCCUCCGUUUGCAAAACGUGGCAUGAUGUGAUGCUCCUCGUUCCGGCAUUUUGGACGCGCCUCGUUAUCUUUUUGGACGACCAACCAACCGCAAUCGCGGAGCUGCGCUCUCACCUUUCUGCUUCACGCGACCUUCCUUUUCGUGCCCACAUCUUCAAUCGCGAGGAUGCGAUUAGUCAGGAUACCGCCGAGAGGGCCCAGGUUAGGGCAGUGGUUAAUGAGCUGUCCCCACAUCUCCACCGAUGCGAGCAGCUCACGUUCGACGUCAUGCACAAUUCGUCCCUUCCUUCCAUUUGCCACACCUUCAGCGGGUCCUUUCCACUUUUGACGGAGCUGUCCAUGCGGUGCAGAAUCUAUGAUGAGCCUGAGGCAAUUGACAGCCAAGGGGAAGAUAACAGGGAUCCAUUCCUUUUCCCCAACCUUACCUCCAUUUCCCUGACUGGCUCGGCGUUCGUAGACGCCAAUAAAAACCCAGACUCGGGAAUGGGAAAAAAAUUGCGCUUGUUUUCCCUCUCCCACUUAUCCUCCUUCGACGACCCCGGCCUGACCCUCACCGGCCUCAUGCACAUCCUCAAUAAGUUCGACAAGAUCUCUAGCCUCGAACUCAAACACAUUGACCUGCCUUAUAAUCCCAAUGAGCAAAUUCCGCGCGGUUCGCAGCUCCGAGUGCAUUUUGAUACCAUCCUGCUUGAGGGUUUCAAAAGGGCAACUUUCGAAGCGUUCAACAGGUUCAUCGGUGGAGGGGACUCCGAAUCUCUGACAAUCAGAGCGUGUGAGCUUGCCGGCAAUAUCAGCGAUACGGUAUAUCUCACCUUGGAAGACAUCCACAGUACUGAGGACUUACUCUCCGUCAUCCCCACGCUCUCCAACCACUGGUUCACCUUCACCUCUUGCUCAGGACUCAAUGACGCCUGCUUGGAACUCCUUUCAAAGCCCGAUCCAAGCACAGGCCAAUGGAACGUUGAAACAUUGUCGAGUCUUAGUAUCUCGGGUUGCCCUGGGAUUUCCGUUCGGGCGCUGAAGGAGUUGGUGGAAGGCCGGAAGGUGGAAGCUACAGCGCGCGGGUACGAGACGAAUCCCCACUAUGACGACUUCGACGAGGUCUCACCUAUUGAGUCGCUUAACGUCUAUGAUUGCGGUCUCGAGUUUUCUCCAGAAGACGCUCAGUGGUUCAAGGAAAAUAUCGGAAGCUUUUAUUUCCGGUCGUAG
Laccaria bicolor S238N-H82 is the source of this 1440-nucleotide messenger RNA. RefSeq lists its product as uncharacterized. NCBI's taxonomy places the organism in Eukaryota, Fungi, Basidiomycota, Agaricomycetes, Agaricales, Hydnangiaceae. The record is from RefSeq and is a predicted model, not a curated record. Bases 1 to 1440 code for a protein of 479 amino acids. The transcript has a single exon.